Messenger RNA from Impatiens glandulifera, 629 nucleotides. RefSeq names its product protein NOI4-like. The coding region runs from base 150 to 380 and encodes 76 amino acids. The transcript has 3 exons. The record is from RefSeq and is a predicted model, not a curated record. NCBI's taxonomy places the organism in Eukaryota, Viridiplantae, Streptophyta, Magnoliopsida, Ericales, Balsaminaceae.
AUACAAAAAAAAAAAGAAAAAAAAAAAGUAGCUUCUCUUUGAAUCUGCUCACCCACUACAAGCUGAAGAAAGAAGAAGAAGAGGCGAUUUUGCAGUCAAGUCUUUGACAACUCUGAAGAACUUCCCUUUCAUCAUCAUCACCGUGAAACAUGGCGGAAAAAGGUCGUCCGUUGCCUAAAUUUGGUGAAUGGGACGUCAAUGAUCCAUCUUCAGCUGAGGGAUUUACAGUUAUUUUCAACAAGGCAAGGGAUGAGAAAAAGACAGGAGGAGGCCAAACUGAUUCUUCAUCAACAAAGGAAGAAACUGCACUUAGGCAUGGCCAUGGAGGUGCACAGCUUGGGAAACCACCUAAUAAGAAAUGGUUCUGCUGCAUGGGAUGAUAAUGAAUCCCAUUACCUGGAAUUUGAAGCUUGUCCAACUUUCAAACAAUAUUAUUAACAACAGGAAAUUUAGUUCCAUAUCCAUGUGCUGUCUCUGAAACAAAUACUAUGUUCUUGUAUCCUGGGAAUGGCUGCCUGUCUGUGGUUCUAUCUUUUCUGUGAGUGAGUGAUUAAACAUGAUGAAGUUUGUUCAAGCUAAGGAAACCUUAUAAACAAAUAAUUUUAUGUUGUAUCUUGUGUUUAUUCUUG